Messenger RNA from Punica granatum (pomegranate), 3319 nucleotides. The record is from RefSeq and is a predicted model, not a curated record. Lineage: Eukaryota; Viridiplantae; Streptophyta; Magnoliopsida; Myrtales; Lythraceae.
CUAUAAUAUAAUAAUACUACGAUGCUCUUGAGAAAGGCUACAUAUCCUUAUUAUAUCAGUGUUUCUUGGAACAGAGAUUUGAUCAGGAUGAAGUUGAGUUUAGUGCGUUUAUCAUGUGUUGUGCGGACUACGAUGGUGACGAUGAUAUUAUUAUUAUUAUUAGAUUGUGAGCUGAGCGGGAGGGCAUUAGGUUGCACGGAAGAUGAGAGAGUUGGGUUGCUUAACCUCAAAGCCGCAUUCAACUUCCCGAAUCCCUCGUGGCAUGCCGAUCACCAAGAUUGCUGCCGAUGGAAGGAUAUUAAGUGCAACAAUGUUGCCAAUACUAUGCGGGUGACCGAGCUCCACCUCAAUCACACAAUUCAUCAGAUGCGGUGGUCUGUUGAUGCAUCCUUGUUCCUUCCUUUAGACGAAUUACAAGUUCUCGACCUGAGCUGGAAUGGCCUUGCAGAUAUACAAGCAGGUUUUACGAACACCUUGAGAUUGAAGAACCUACGAUCCCUAGAUUUAAGUGGCAAUGACCCGACGCAAGUCCCGGACUUGGAUGGGCUACCUUCUCUCAAGGAAAUAUAUUUAAGUAAUAAUGGACUGGAGAAUUUGAGUCAUCUUAAAGGGUUGAAGCUGGAGACACUCGAUGUUUCUGGGAAAUUAUCAAUUGAGCAGCCAGGAUCAGCUCUCAAUCAUUUGGAAUAUGACCUCUCUUGAACAUCUGUUAAUCGGAUGGAAUUAUCUGAAUGACUCAAUAUAUGAAGGUUUUACGAACACCUUGAGGUUGAAAAGCCUACGAUCACUAGAUUUAAGAGACAAUCACCUGAAGAAAGUCCCGGACUUGGAUGGGCUACCUUCUCUCACGGAAUUAUAUUUAAAUGAAAAUUCACUGGAGCACUUGAAUAAUCUUAAAGGGUUGAAGCUAGAGGUACUUGAUCUUUCGCGGAAUGAUCCUCUAUUGAGCAGCGAGGAUGUGCUCUCGAUCAUUUGGAAUAUGACAUCUCUUAAACACCUAUCAAUCGGGUGGAAUAAUCUGAAUGACUCAAUUUUUGAAGGUAAAACAAGCUUGUGUGAAUUGACGGGCCUUGAGGAGUUGGAUAUUAGUGGAAAUGAUUUCGUGGGCAGCAUCCCACCUUGCCUUUCCAACAUGACCUCCCUCUAUACACUCGGCCUUUCUGAUAACCAUUUCGGAGGUGCCAUUCCACCUUCCCUCUUCUCCAGCCACAGGUCUCUUGAAUAUAUAUCUCUUUCCGGGAACGCUUUUGAAGGCUCGUUUUCACUUGCUUCAUUGGCUAAUAACUCUGAGCUCAAAGUGUUCGAUCUUAGAGACAACAGCCAUAGACUGACACUGGAGACGGGGGAUGCUCCACAUGCUUCGUCACAUCAGUUAAUCCAUUUCGGCCUAUCAAACUGCAUUUUUGACAAACCGCAUGGCUUUGUUCCCAGUUUUCUAAUGCAGCAGCAGGACCUGGUAGUACUGGAACCAGCUACACCAAUUUAGGAGGGCAGUUCCCCAGUUGGUUACUAGAGAAUAACACAAAGCUACAAGUCUUCAAUCUUAUGGACAACUCUUUCUCUGGUAACUUAAACAACUUGAAUUCCAGCCUUUUCAAUGAUGGAAUACAGGAGAUCGAUGUGUCCUCCAAUUCUAUUGAAGGAGAGCUCCCUCCUUACUUUGGUUCCAUCUUUCCAAGACUAGAGUAUUUAAACAUGUCCAGGAAUUCCAUCAAAGGUAGAAUUCCUUCCUCACUUUGCCCCACGUCGACCCAACGGUUGCAGUCUCUAGACUUGUCGAGUAACAAAUUCGUAGGAGAGCUACCAGAGCAACUACUGCAUUGUCAAUCACUAUUGCACUUGCUUUUGUCAAACAAUAGUUUGAGCGGCCAUGUACUACCAAGAGCAGCAAACUUGUCAGGCUUGUUUCAUCUAUCUUUGGCCAACAAUCGGUUUUCUGGGGAGAUUUCAUUGGGGUUGCUUAAUAGCUCUUACUUAUAUAUGUUAGACUUGAGCAGCAAUGAAUUUUCGGGACCCAUACCAAAUUGGAUUGGAGGCUUUCAAGAACUAUCUGUCCUUAUACUGGCAGAUAAUUCCUUCAGGGGCACCUUGCCGUUGAGCUUUUGCAAGCUGGAACUUGAGUACUUGGACCUCUCUGGUAAUGAUCUCGGUCCCAGCAUGCCUUCCUGUGUCAAUGCCUCAAGAAUAACACACUUGCAUUUACAAAAAAACAACCUUAGGGGACCAUUACCAGAAUUUCUUCAUGAUGCUUCAUCCGUGGUGACAUUAGAUCUUCGCAACAAUGCAUUGUCAGGUGUCCUUCCAUCUUGGCUUGGUUCUCUCUCAGAAUUGAGGGCUCUCUUGUUGGCAGGAAAUAGUUUUGAAGGUCUAAUACCAGAGGAGUUGUGCCAACUUCGCAAUAUAAGCAUGAUGGAUCUCUCUCACAAUAAUUUUUCUGGAAGGAUUCCUUCAUGUUUCGAUAAAUUGGCAUUUGGGAAUUAUUCACAAGCUCCUCAUGGAACAUUUCAAAUACCCAAUUCUGCUCCGAUGGUGGGGCUCCCUAACCUUUAUGGUGAGAAAACACCUAUAUAUGUUGGGAUUAAUAUGGAUAUUAUUGCGGACAGUCCUGAAGAAGUGGAGUUCACGUCAAAGAAUAGACAUGAAACAUAUAAAGGUGUGGUGUUGGAACACAUGUCCGGGCUGGACCUCUCUUGCAAUAAUCUGUCCGGGUCCAUUCCCCUCCAGCUUGGCUACUUGGGUGAUAUCCAUUCUCUGAACCUCUCGCACAAUCAUCUGACUGGAUCAAUACCGGUUACAUUCUCUAAUUUAGACCAAUUAGAGUGUCUGGACCUCUCCCACAAUAGUUUAAGUGGCGACAUACCACAGCAAUUGAUAGAACUCUAUAGUCUAUCGAUAUUCAGCGUUGCUUACAACAAUUUGUCAGGAAGGACACCGGAGCAAAAAAAGCAAUUUGCGACUUUCACGAGGGAGAGUUACGAAGGUAACCCCUACCUGUGCGGACCGCCGUUGGGAACUUGCAACAGUACGGAGGGAUCAACAUUAGCACCACCACCACCUGCAGAGCAUCAAGAGGACUCCUUCAAAAUAGCCUUUGCCUGGAGCUUUGCCGGAUCAUAUGCUGUGGCAUUUCUCGGAACUGUCUUAUUUCUCUACCUCAGCUCUUACUAUAGGACUCUCUUCUUUAAUUUCAUCUAUAGGCACGUCCCCUACUUUCACUUUCUAUGAGCAAUUUUAUGUUUCUGAUGUUUCUUUUUAUGUAAACCGGUUAUAACUGAUUUUUAAUGGUUCGGUUAUAUUAUGAUUAUGGUUGGCCAUUGCA